Cornus florida is the source of this 1928-nucleotide messenger RNA. Its product is annotated as FCS-Like Zinc finger 10-like. NCBI's taxonomy places the organism in Eukaryota, Viridiplantae, Streptophyta, Magnoliopsida, Cornales, Cornaceae. The transcript is spliced from 3 exons. The record is from RefSeq and is a predicted model, not a curated record. Bases 304 to 1542 code for a protein of 412 amino acids.
AGUACCGUAUGCCAUACGUAAAAAGUUCUAGAGAGAGAUAGUGUGUGAGAGAGGGAGUAGAGUAUUUGAGAAGCUCUCUGGUUCUCUGAUUUUGAUGCAAGUAAGGGAGAGAGAGGAGAGAUGAGAGAGAGAGGAGUACUGCACAAGUUUCAUUGACACAAACAGAGAGGGGCCUUGUCAAAACAUUACUCCUAUUUUACUGCAUUUGGGGUACUCUCUAAACAUCAUCUAUGUGAAGUUUCAAGAGGAGAAAACCAGGUAGGGGCUUUUGGUGUUUUCAAGAAGGAUUGGGGUUUGGGGACAAUGCUUAGGAAGAGGACCAGAUCACAACAGAAAGAUCAACACAUGGGUCACUUAGUGUCUGAUGCAAUUUCUGAGUCCUAUGUCCAAUCUGAUGCUUUGGAGCAGAAACACAAAACCAAUUCUUUUUUCAAUGCCCCUAGUCUCUUUGUAGGGCUCCUUCCUAAGGGUUCAGAAUUUGAUUCAGCUAGAAGCCCCACCUCUCCAUUAGAUUUUAGGGUGUUCACAAAUCUAGGCAGUCCCUUCAGGUCUCCAAGAUCAGUCCACGAGGGGCAUCAGAAGAGCUGGGAUUGCAGCAAAGUAGGCCUGAGCAUUAUAGAUUCUCUUAAUGACGACAAACAACAAUUGGGGAAGGUUCUCCGAUCAUCGGAUAGUAAGAAUAUUCUUUUUGGUCCACAGAUGAGUGUUAAAACCCCAAAUUUUCGAAACCGUAUAGAUUCUUUUGAGGCACCUAAGUCACUGCCUAAAAAUUAUGCAAUUUUUCCUUUCACCCAGAUCAAACAUUCCAAUCUUCAAAUGGGCAAUUCUGAUGUUCUGUUUAAACUUGGAGAAAUCCCAUUUGGAACUGAGCCUUUUGGGGCAAUCCGGUCUUGUUCGUUGGAUUCAGGAAGGACUGGGUCGCAUCUAGCUAGUUUAACAAACCAUAGCACCAAUUCGAGUUCUGGGUAUUUUCAUUCUGAAAAUGGAAAAAACCCAGUAAGUUCACCUCCACAAUCCAUUGGAGGGAGCAAAAAUUUAGGCAAUUCUUCAGGUACAGGACUUAAUUCGAUACCGAAAUCUAUUACUAGCUCUGGUUUUAUUGGGCCUCUCUCAGCAAGUGAGAUUGAGCUUUCUGAGGAUUAUACUUGUGUCAGAACACAUGGUCCCAACCCCAAAACAAUUCAUAUUUUUGGUGACUGCAUUUUGGAAUGUGACAACUAUGACUUAGCCAAAUUUUCCAAGAAAGAAGAAAAUGAGAUUGAUAUGUCUCCGGCAAUGGCUGUUGAACCCUCUGAAAUACCCGUUCCACAUCCCUGUAAUGAUUUCUUGAGCUUCUGUUACACUUGCAAGAAGAAACUGGAUGGGGAAGAUAUCUACAUGUACAGAGGGGAGAAAGCAUUUUGCAGUUGGAGUUGCCGAGCAGAGGAGAUUUUGAUUGAGGAGGCAAUGGAGAAAAACAUCAACAACGUUUCUCCCAAAAACUCUCCCAUAUCAAAUGAUUGUGAGGAACUUUUUGGAUCUGGCAUGUUCAUUGCUGCAUAAUGCGCUGUGAUUGCAUUACCUUAGCCACUAUGCCCAUGAUCAAUGAAACCAUCACAAAGGUUGACACACCUGAUCAUUUGUUUACCAAGAGCUGUUUAUGUGCAUCUGUCAGCAGCCAGGAACGAUCAUUGUGUACGUUGUCCCUCCUGCUGAUCGGUGUUUCAUCUUUCAUGGUCUUAGUGGAAAAUGGUUGCAAUCGGCGAGUUUUGUUCUCAUUAUUUUGACAUUGAUAUAUAAAUGUUAAAUCUUCUAUUGCUUUAGUAUUUAACUGAAAAGGGUGGCAGCCUGGCUCCCAUUUUUUCACCUGUUCUCCUUUUUGGCAGGAGCUAAUGUAUAAGCCUCCGACCGAAACAAGUUUUUGACUGAAUAUAAAUUUCCCAAUACAA